Molecule: messenger RNA, 279 nt
Organism: Protopolystoma xenopodis
Lineage: Eukaryota; Metazoa; Platyhelminthes; Monogenea; Polystomatidea; Polystomatidae
Source: the annotation of a GenBank genome assembly
ACCAACCCACUAGCGCCGCCUCUUCCUCCGCUUUUAUCACCACCGCAUGCAACUACUGCCAAAUACUACUUUUACGCGGCCACUGUCGGCGUCAUCGACGGUUGCCAUGCGCGUUUUUACCCCAGGCUCUCUCUCUCUCUCUUUCCUUCUCUCUUGCUCUCACUCUCUUUUUUGGGCCGCCUAGUUGUCUCUCUUUGCCUGAACCACCUUGUCGACGCGAUGGAUGAAAAAGAAAAAGACAACGUAGACGUUGACAUCUUCGUUGGCGCGCCAAGUUGA